This is a messenger RNA of Momordica charantia (bitter melon), 2542 nucleotides long. RefSeq names its product cytochrome P450, family 97, subfamily A, polypeptide 3 (gene CYP97A3). NCBI's taxonomy places the organism in Eukaryota, Viridiplantae, Streptophyta, Magnoliopsida, Cucurbitales, Cucurbitaceae. The record is from RefSeq and is a predicted model, not a curated record. Gene Ontology annotation, cellular component: chloroplast. Gene Ontology annotation, molecular function: heme binding; iron ion binding; beta-carotene 3-hydroxylase activity. Gene Ontology annotation, biological process: xanthophyll biosynthetic process.
AUUUGUUUCCUCGCUGUAUCGCCGUGAGCUUCUCAGGCGGAAUCUAUAGUACCGACUUGCUAUCAAGAUACCGAUAGCUGUUUCUUAGCGGUUGAAACAGCGCAAACGCCAAACACAUGGUCCGGCAUUAUCUUUUUUUCACACUCCCUUCUCUUUACAAGUCGCUUCCUCGAGACCUCUCAAAAUUGUUCUUCUCUGUUCAUUUCCGAUUCUGAUAUCUGAAUUCUAUCCAUAACCAAGGCAGCCCAUCUUCCAUGGCUGCCAAUUUCACCAUGCUUAAACCUUGUUCUUCAUUCUCGACCCGAUCAUCCGUUCAGAGGAAAUUUAGCGCCCAUAGAUUAGUAUGCACUGGCCCAUCUUCCUCUUUUUAUCCACAGUGUCAAGGAGGAGCUUAUGGUUUAUGCAUCGUUAAAUGUGCUUCUUCAAAUGGGAAGGAGCCCGAUUCAUUGGAUAAUGGAGUUAAAAGUGUGGAGCGGCUACUUGAAGAGAAACGGCGAGCUGAAUUGUCUGCUCGGAUUGCCUCUGGAGAAUUCACUGUCGGAAAAGAUGGUUUUCCUUCUGUAUUGAGGAGUGGCUUGUCAAAGAUUGGUGUUCCCAACGAGGUUCUGGACACAUUAUUUGGUUUUGUCAAUGCUCAAGAAGGAUAUCCCAAGAUCCCUGAAGCAAAAGGAUCAGUAAAUGCAAUUCGUAGUGAGCCCUUCUUCGUACCUCUGUAUGAGCUUUAUCUCACGUAUGGUGGAAUAUUUAGGUUGACUUUUGGGCCAAAGUCAUUUUUGAUAGUUUCUGAUCCUUCCAUUGCUAAACAUAUACUGAAGGAUAAUCCAAAGAAUUAUUCUAAGGGUAUCUUAGCUGAGAUUCUAGACUUUGUCAUGGGGAAGGGACUUAUACCAGCUGAUGGGGAGAUAUGGCGUGUAAGAAGACGAGCAAUAGUACCAUCAUUGCAUCUGAAGUAUGUAGGUGCUAUGAUUAAUCUUUUCGGAGAAGCUGCAGAUAGGCUUUGCACGAAGCUAGAUGCUGCAGCAUCUGAUGGGGUAGAUGUGGAAAUGGAGUCCCUGUUCUCUCGUCUGACUUUAGAUAUCAUUGGCAAGGCAGUUUUUAAUUAUGACUUUGAUUCACUUACAAACGACACUGGCAUUGUUGAGGCUGUUUACACUGUGCUAAGAGAAGCAGAAGAUCGCAGUGUCGCACCAAUUCCAAUAUGGGAAAUUCCAAUUUGGAAGGAUAUUUCACCACGGCAAAGAAAGGUCUCUAAAGCCCUCAAAUUUAUCAAUGACACCCUCGAUCAACUGAUUGCUAUAUGCAAGAGGAUGGUUGAUGAGGAGGAGCUGCAGUUUCAUGAGGAAUACAUGAAUGAGCAAGAUCCGAGCAUCCUCCAUUUCCUUUUGGCAUCAGGAGAUGACGUUUCGAGCAAGCAGCUCCGUGAUGACUUGAUGACUAUGCUUAUAGCUGGGCAUGAAACAUCUGCUGCAGUUUUAACAUGGACCUUUUAUCUUCUUUCCAAGGAGCCUAGGAUCAUGGCCAAGCUUCAAGAGGAGGUGGAUUCAGUCCUCGGGGAUCGGUUUCCAACUAUUGAAGAUAUGAAGAACCUAAAAUAUGCCACACGAAUAAUUAAUGAAUCCUUGAGGCUUUACCCACAGCCACCAGUUUUAAUACGUCGAUCUCUUGACAAUGAUAUGCUCGGGAAGUACCGAAUAAAAAAGGAUGAGGACAUAUUCAUAUCUGUUUGGAACUUGCAUCGCAGUCCAAAACUCUGGGACGAUGCUGAUAAAUUUAAUCCAGAAAGGUGGCCCUUAGAUGGACCCAAUCCAAAUGAGACAAAUCAAAAUUUCAGAUAUUUGCCUUUUGGUGGAGGACCGCGGAAGUGUGUGGGAGACAUGUUUGCUUCAUACGAGACUGUUGUAGCACUUGCGAUGCUUGUUCGGCGAUUUGACUUCCAAAUUGCACUUGGAGCACCUCCUGUAAAGAUGACAACAGGAGCUACAAUUCACACAACAGAUGGAUUGAAAAUGACAGUUACACGAAGAAUGAAACCUCCAAUCAUACCCACGUUAGAAAUGCCUGCAGUGGUCGUCGAUUCGUCUGUCGGCUUCUUGGAAGAUGAAACACAAAUUGGUAAGGAAGGAGAAGUUUCUUCUGCUCAUUCCUGAUAUUGUUGCAGUUUCGCCAUGGGUUGAGAUUUAGCCUGCUCCUGAAACUUGAAAGAAGAUGCAGAAAAAGAGGAAACCGAAAUCCCGCUAGCGCUUUAUGAGUCCUCUCGAUUGAAGAUUAAAUUUGAUCUUCAUCUGGUUAGAUGCAGCUUUCUUGGUGAAUCCUCGUUUGCAUAUAGAAUGAUUUGUAUGAGUAAAGAAACUGUUCUCAUUAUCCUUCUUAGAUGUUAUAAAAGAUUUAUGUAUUUCAUUGUAUUAAUCCAUUGAUUUAGUUGUGAAGACUCGGUUAAAGUCUUCUUAUUUCUUUGUUUUACAUGUAAAUAUUUUCCACUUAGACGAUGUUCUUUGUACCGAUGCCAUUGGAGCAAUAUUAUGAGGGUUCUUUUUUUUUUUCC